Knipowitschia caucasica is the source of this 1476-nucleotide messenger RNA. The record is from the annotation of a GenBank genome assembly. NCBI's taxonomy places the organism in Eukaryota, Metazoa, Chordata, Actinopteri, Gobiiformes, Gobiidae.
AUGUUGUGUCUGGAAGAGUUAAAGCAGCGUUUGGAGGACGCGGGCCAGACGCACGUCCUCCAGUUUUGGUCUGAGUUAAAUGAAUCCGAGAGAGCGGUUUUUUACCAGGAGCUGUGUCAGCUGGAUGUGUCCGGGCUGAAGGAGCACUGUGAGGCGGCCGCCGCUGCAGCAGCCGCGGUCCCGGACAGUCUGGAUGAACUCAUGGAGCCUGUGCCUCCGGAGGCGAUGGGAGGCACAAGGAGCAGUGACAGCGCUGCACUACAGGACUGGGAACAUGAAGGACUUUGCCAAAUCUCAAAGAAUCGAGUCGGGGUUCUCCUCCUUGCUGGUGGACAGGGGACCCGCUUGGGUGUUAAGUACCCCAAGGGAAUGUACGAUGUGGGGUUGCCCAGUGGAAAAACAUUGUAUCAAAUACAAGCUGAACGCAUUCAUAAAAUCCAAGAACUGGCAGAAGCAAAGCAUGGAACCAAAUGUACUGUCCCAUGGUACAUAAUGACAAGUGAGUUUACACUGAAUCCAACUGAAACGUUUUUCAAAGAAAACAACUACUUUGGCCUUGACCCACAGAAUAUCUUCAUGUUUGAGCAGAGAAUGAUCCCAGCAGUGACUUUUGACGGAAAAGUUAUCCUUCAGGGUAAAGGGAAAAUUGCCAUGGCACCAGAUGGAAACGGGGGCUUGUAUCAGGCUCUGGAGGACAACAAUGUGUUGGAGGACAUGAAGACCAGAGGGGUGGAGUAUUUGCAUGUCUACUGCGUAGACAACAUCCUGGUUAAGAUGGCCGACCCAGUAUUCAUCGGAUUCUGUGUCAGUAAAGGAGCUGAUUGUGGAGCCAAGGUGGUGCAGAAGGCCUGCCCUUCAGAGCCUGUAGGGGUGGUGUGCAGGGUGCAGGGCGUGGCUCAGGUGGUGGAGUACAGUGAGGUCCACAGCUCCACAGUGGAGCUCAGAGGAAAGAGCGGAGAGCUGGUCUACAGCGCAGGCAACAUCUGCAAUCACUUCUUCACUCGGCUCUUUCUGCAGGAUGUGGCAAUGAAUCAUAAGAAACACUUGAAGCAGCAUGUUGCACUUAAGAAGGUGCCUUUCAUUGACAAAUGUGGAAAUGAAGUCAGGCCGACAAAACCAAACGGCAUAAAGAUGGAGAAGUUUGUUUUUGAUGUCUUUCCCUUUUCAAGGAGCUUUGUGGUAUUUGAGGUUGUGAGGGAGGAUGAGUUUUCUCCUCUGAAGAACGCAGACGGAGCGGACAGUCCCUCCACGGCCCGAAACGCACUGCUGCAGCUGCACUGUCGCUGGGCCUCUGCCGCUGGAGCCAUUCUGUUGGACGAAGACGGAAAUGCCGUUAAUACUGGCAGAGACUCAGGAACGAUCAAUGCUCCAGCUAAAUUUGAGAUCUCGCCAUUGGUGUCCUACUUCGGGGAGGGUCUAGAGAAGCUGAUAGGAAAGACUUAUCAAUCUGAGUUGUUUCUUGACAAAGAGCCAUAG